Molecule: messenger RNA, 2506 nt
Organism: Drosophila mojavensis
Lineage: Eukaryota; Metazoa; Arthropoda; Insecta; Diptera; Drosophilidae
Gene: salto
Product: serine/threonine-protein kinase pakD
Exons: 10
Coding region: 169-2433 (754 amino acids)
Biological process (GO): microtubule cytoskeleton organization
Cellular component (GO): microtubule cytoskeleton
Source: RefSeq, a predicted model, not a curated record
GGAAAUCUUUUAAUUCAUUCAACAUCAAACAUUACACCGCAACGUUUCGUAUUUCGAAAUUAUAUUAUUUUUAUUUCUAGAUCUUUUUCACACAUAUGCAGUCAGUCGGUUAUUUUCGGAACAGUAAUUACUUAGUGAAGCCUGGAAAGCAUCAGCAUUAUAGCCAAUAUGCAAAAUUCCGCUGUCUUAUCACGUGCAACAUCCAAAACAACCGGCAAAAGUGGAGUAGCUAAAUCUACAGAGGCCAAAAAGAAUGAACCAGCUAGGAGCCAGUCCUUGAACAGACCACCCAUAAAACGUCUACCAAAUCUUAAGAAGUCAGCUAUAGGCCUGGCCGGCAAUAAAACGAAUACUAAUAAUAAUACUAAUAGCACCAACAAUACCAAUAAUACCAAUAAUAAUACCAAUAAUAUUGCAAAUGAUGCUAAUAAUACUACUAAUCCAACUACUAGUAAUGCUAAUAGUAAUCUCGCAAUAACUACUAAUAACAAUAGCAAUAAUAGCAACAAUAAUAUCAGCAACAAUAAUAAUAACAACAAUAAUAACAAUAAUAAUGCAGAAAAUAAACCUUUGGCCGUGUCGCAGCCCACAACGCCGGGUCUUAGCGUUGGCUCUGCCACAUCUGCAACAAGUUUUAUGUCGCGCCGCACGGACGCCGACUCGGAGGAUGCCCCGCCCAAGACAAAGACGAAGUUUACCCGGCCGCGCAUGAAUCAGCUGACCGAGCAGCGCAUCAAUCGCUUACGCUCGUCUGCGGCAGAUGGAGCCCAUUUAGCUGUGGUGAGAUCGCAUUCGGAAACGCCCGCAUCGCAGGCCAAAAAGAAAGGUAAUCAAACUUCCAGUCAAACAUCGAUAUGUGUGCGCAUGCAGGAAGAUGGAGUUGAGCCAUUGCCCUGUCCACAGGCCCUGGAGAUGCUCCAGAGGGGAUUGGAGGACAUGCAGUCGGAGUUUAUGCGGAAGGCGGCGGACUUUCGUGGAAAACGCCAUGGCUACUCCUACAAGCUGGUCGCCAUCGUGCACAACGAUAAUUGCAAGGUGCUCGUGCACCGUGAUGACUUGCUUGCCAUGCCCAAAAAUCUGCCUGCGCAUUCGCUGAAUGAUUUCCGAAACCUGUGCCAUAAUACACUCAGGGAGGGUGUCUGGUUCAUUUUCGAGCAGAUCGCGUCGGUGCAGUCGGAGGACAACAGCCUGCAGACACUGCGUCAAGAAGAGCUACGCCGGCAGCUAGACGGCCACCUGAGCAACAAGCUGGCUGUCGUCGACAAUGAGCUGAUGGAAAUGUGUAAAGCUGCUGGCAACGACGAAUCCGCAAAGCUAAGGGCACAGAUAUGCGAGCUAACUGAAGAGAACAGUGAGCUAGUGUCAGCCAAUUCGAAACUGGAGAUGGAUGUGGUGGACAUACGCAAGCAGCGAGACGAGCUCAAAACAUCGCUUGAUAUAUCGCAGAAGCGCUGCGACGAUCUCGCUCUAGAGCUGGCCGAUAAGAAUAUAUUGCUGGUGAAGAAAGCAGGUGCUCUGGAGGACAUGAUUGCCGAAAUUAGAAAUCUAAAGAAAACCAAUAAGAUAUUGCAGCAGCGCCAAAGAGAGAGCGACACAAGCAUAGACGGCUUUCGGCUAUCGAAUGAGAAGCUCUUGUCCCGCAUUGAGGAUUUGGAGAGUCAAGUGCUGCAGGCGCAGAGCGAAUGCAUAAUACUCCAAAAGAAAAUGGAUGAGCUGAUGGAAGAUCUGGGCGAGAAGGAAACCAUCAUGGCCGAGCAGAGAGCACAGCUGCAAGACCAGGAGCUCACCAAGACGCUGCAGUCGGAGUCAACAAGUACCGAACCCGAACCGGAUACGGAACAUUUAUGUGAUCUGCAGGCCGAGCUGGAGCGUCAACAGAUGCGUCUAGCCGAGCAGGAGCGGAGGGAGCAAACGCUGCGCCUGCAAUUGGAACAGAAACAGGAGGAGCUAAACAAGGUGGAGCUUAAAGUCAGCCGGCUAGAGGAGCAGAACGAACACCAUCGCCAGGUGCUGGCCGUGCGCGGUGAGCGCAUCAAUUAUCUGGAUCAGGAAAUGAAGCAACGCGAACUGGAGAGCAAUCGCAAAUUAAAUGAAAUUAUGGCUCAAACCAGUGAUAAAAAUACGCUCAUUACACAGAUGACCAACGAGCUAGCAGCAACAAAUGAACAAUUCCAAAAUCUCUGCUCCAAACUAACCGCCAAGCAGACAAAGCUACAUAGCCAGGAGCACGUCAUCAAGCUGCUGGAGGAGAGCAAUGAGCGCAGCGUCAAGCUGCACACGAAGCUGGGCGAGAAGAAUGCCAUGCUUAAGGACGAGCUCGAUCACUUGCGGCGCACUGUUAAUGUUUUUGUCAAAAUUAUAAUUGGCAACAAUGGGCGGAAUAUAUUUGAGCCAGUGCCGGCCCAUGAAGUGUUAAGACUGCAGCUGCCAUAGCAAGAAUAACAACAACAACAACAACAACAACAAUCUCGAAAGGACUAACAUUAUAUUGUAUACUUUUAUAUAU